GAAGAGCAAGGGCCGUGCACACAGAGGAGAGGGGGAAACUGCAGUCUGUGUGGAUUUUUCUAAAUGUAUUUAUGCACCUCGUCUCCGUUCCACCUAUGUUAAUGAUUUCUGUUAGCUAUGUAAAUGUCCCUUUAGUUUAUUGGCGCCACCGUCAGCUCUUCCUUCUACCUCAACAGUAAGCGUAUUAUCAAGCUAUCUUGACUGGAUCCAGCCUGCCACUGAACUUCCCGUCACUGAGAAGAACGCAGACGGAGAGAUCGAGCAGCUGAAUAGGGAAUAUAGGGGUUGUCAAUGAGAAUACAGGUCAAUCUACACGAAGACCAGAUGGGUAGACAAAUCGAUAUCAUUGUCUUCUUUUAGUCGACGAGACGGGUCUCGACUGGCUUGCUUACCAACCUGCGUUGUAUUCCUUGCUGAGCACCUAGCUGCAGUUUGCCCCACUGUCGUCGAGGCUCGAUACAACCACUGGUGGGGGGGGUUUAAUGGGAUCCCUGUUUCAAUAGAACUCCCUUCUCCCACCCCACGACGGACCUUCGCUCGAAUCCGACUCGGGCGCUGUCUUCCCCGGGGGGUGCCGGUUUUUGCUCAGUCUGACUGGGGAAGGAGGGCGGCCCCCCCCCCAGCAUUGACUGUCGCUCUGGCCGACCCCAGUGGAGCCUAAUAUGGCAGGAAAUCUGAAGAAAGGCGGAGGACUGAUCGGGAUGAUGAAGGACGCGUUUCAGCCCCAUCACCACCUCCAUUCCCAUCACCAACCUGGGGCCGUGGACAAAAAGACGGUGGAGAAAUGCUGGAAACUAAUGGACAAGGUGGUGCGACUGUGCCAGAACCCCAAGCUGGCCCUGAAGAACAGCCCACCUUACAUCCUGGACCUGCUGCCAGACACCUACCAGCACCUUCGCACCAUCUUGUCCCGCUACGAGGGAAAGAUGGAGACGCUUGGCGACAACGAGUAUUUCCGCGUCUUCAUGGAGAACCUGACCAAGAAGACCAAGCAGACCAUCAGCCUUUUCAAGGAGGGAAAGGAGCGCAUGUACGAGGAGAACUCGCAGCCCAGACGGAACCUGACCAAGUUGUCGCUGAUCUUCAGUCACAUGCUGGCCGAGCUCAAAGCCAUCUUCCCCAACGGCCUGUUCCAGGGGGAUAACUUCCGAAUCACCAAGGCUGACGCCGCCGAGUUCUGGAGAAGAUCGUUUGGGGACAAGACUAUAGUGCCUUGGAAGGUGUUCCGGCAGGCACUGCACGAGUUCCACCCCAUUAGCUCGGGCCUGGAAGCCAUGGCCCUCAAGUCCACCAUCGACCUCGCCUGCAACGACUACAUCUCCGUCUUCGAGUUUGAUAUCUUCACCAGGCUCUUCCAGCCUUGGUCAUCUCUGCUGAGGAACUGGAACAGCCUGGCGGUGACUCACCCGGGCUACAUGGCCUUCCUCACCUACGAUGAGGUCAAGGCCCGGCUGCAGAAGUUCAUCCACAAACCUGGCAGCUACAUCUUCAGGCUGAGCUGCACGCGGCUGGGCCAGUGGGCCAUCGGCUACGUCACUGCAGAUGGGAACAUCCUGCAGACCAUCCCCCACAACAAGCCCCUCUUCCAGGCCCUCAUCGACGGCUUCCGGGAAGGAUUCUACCUGUUCCCCGACGGGCGCACCCAGAACCCAGACCUCACAGGACUGUGUGAGCCAUCGCCACAAGACCAUAUUAAAGUCACACAGGAGCAAUAUGAGCUGUACUGUGAGAUGGGCUCCACCUUCCAGCUGUGUAAGAUCUGUGCGGAGAACGACAAGGACGUGAAGAUCGAGCCCUGCGGUCACCUCAUGUGUACCUCCUGUCUCACCGCCUGGCAGGAGUCGGAGGGUCAGGGCUGCCCGUUCUGCCGCUGUGAGAUCAAGGGCACGGAGCCCAUCGUGGUUGACCCCUUUGACCCCAAGGACCCCAUAGGCGGCUCCUGUAGGGGCCUGUUUGGGGCAGAGGGCGCCCCCUCGCCCAGCUACGACGAUGACGACGACGACCGGCUGGACGACCCCCACCUCAUGAUGAGCAAGCUGGCCUGUUCCAAGGUGGAGCGUCCCCCCUCGCCCAUGUCCCUGGCGCCCCAGUCCUCCCUGCCCCCCGUGCCCCGCCUUGACCUCCUGCAGCACCGACCACCUAACCCCCCAGGAGCAUCCAGCCCAGGGGCCACAUCCAAGGCGUCCUCCCACCACAAGGACAAGCCUCUCCCCCUGCCCCCAGCCCUGAGGGACCUGCCACCCCCUCCUCCCCCAGACAGACCUCUCUCUGCCGGGCCUGACGGAUGGCUCGGCAGACGGCCCCUACCCUGCACCCCCCUGGGGGAGCCCAAGCUGCCCCCGGCCCCGCCCAACCGCAACCUGGCCGACUGGAACCCCAGGCCAGUGCCCAAGGCCCCCGGACAGCCACCCAGUGUGGGAGACACGCGGGGGGUCCGGGAGCUCUCCAACAGACACUCGCUCCCCCUGGCCCUACCCUCAGUGCUAGACGGAUGCACCGACGGACAGAGGAACAACAGUUCGCUCAGUCUGGACCAUCAGCUGGAGAAGGGAGCCCAGAGUUUUGGAGGUACGGCGUCUGGCAGUCAGGCGUAUGACAACCCCAAAGUGAAGCCUUCAAUCUCGGCAAAUGCCAUCUAUGCUCUGUCAACAAGACCCCACCCAGGUCUGAAGCCAGUGGCUGGGGAGGAGGCCUACGAGAGUGAUGAGGAGUCCGACUACAUGAUCCCCACCUCUCGGCCCGUCCUGGUCCCCAUGGCAGAGACCCCAGUCCCCAAACCCCCCCAGCCUACCUCUCUCAACUCAUGGCCCAUGCUGAAUGACCUGGAUGAAGGACCUCAAAUGUAUGAAGCCAUGUAUAACGUCCAGGUCCAGGCUCACCUGGCCAGAGACUCUGAUUACUCUGAGCUGCCCCCCUUGGCCAGUACCAAUUGUCCCAUCUGGGAGACCCCCUGCCCGGUCCGGGAGCCCCCUGAGGAGGUAGAGGAGGAAAACGGCUACGACAUCCCCAAACCAGCGUUGCCCAUGGCCCCGGCCCGGCGCACCCUGUCCGAGCUGGGGGCCACUUCCAGCGCCGCCUUCAACCGUCUCUCCAUGGAUAGCGAGCCCGGAGCAUCCGCCUCCUUCUCAGAUUCCAGCGACGCCCCAGAGCGGCCGCCCAAGCCCCUCCCCCGCCGCAUCAACUCCGAGCACCGGCCCAUACCUCCUGGAUUAGGCGGCGGCGGUGGUGGUGGUGGCGGCGGAGGGGGAGGUGGAGGAGUAGCCAACCCCCAGAUCACCAGUGAGAUCGAGCAUCUCAUGAGGCAAGGCUACACCUACCAGGACAUCCAGAAAGCCCUGAUGAUUGCACAGAACAAUAUGGAGAUGGCCAAGAAUAUCCUGCGUGAGUUUGUCUCCAUUCCCUCCACGGCUCACAUUCUUACAUAGUACCUCCUCUGCUCCAGCCCUGCCCAGCUCAGCCCAAAGUCCAUCGCCUGCAGUACUAGCGCUUCAGUGCUAACUGGAGCCCCUGCAGUCUCCUGUCCGGCGCCCUCUCAAAACUAGCUCAUUCCGAGCCCUGCGCUUCACGCUCUUUUUCAAGAGUGACCGGACGCCUUUUGUAAUGUGCUGCAGGGCCACUCUCCAGAUCCCAUGGGGUGAAGUGAUGAUGAUGAUGAUGGCUCAUCGCACAACCGAUGCUUCGAUGGUCGUUUUCACGUCCUCUCGAGGCCUCUACCGAAAUGUAAUCGACCCCCCCCCCAAAAAAAA
Molecule: messenger RNA, 3746 nt
Organism: Oncorhynchus masou masou (cherry salmon)
Lineage: Eukaryota; Metazoa; Chordata; Actinopteri; Salmoniformes; Salmonidae
Product: E3 ubiquitin-protein ligase CBL-like
Biological process (GO): cell surface receptor signaling pathway; negative regulation of epidermal growth factor-activated receptor activity
Cellular component (GO): plasma membrane; membrane raft
Molecular function (GO): SH3 domain binding; calcium ion binding; receptor tyrosine kinase binding
Source: RefSeq, a predicted model, not a curated record